UAAAUAAGGAAUAUAAUUCUACUGGAUUCUAAAAUUAAUCGCGAAAUGCCAUUUUCGAAUACAAAAAUAAGCGACACACCAUGGUGCGAGCCUAAUUAAAGAGAAACCCUAUAUAUAUAAAGGGGGUGAAAAGAUUCCAUGAAUGAUGAACGUUAUGAACGUCAAGGAGACGCACUCAAUUAACAAUUCUGGCCAUGAGCGAUUUUACUAAAAUCCUACGAAAUGAAGAGCAGCAAGGGUCUAAUCUAGGUGAGCCCAACGUGCCCUGCUUGUUCAGCCCGGCCGCAGACAAGUCAACAGAAGAACCGCCAAAUCAGCAGCACCAAUGGGAUCACGAUGCUUCGCCGUUUCUUUCAAAGCCUCGUUUGUUUCGAAUGAGUCAUCUGACUGGUGAGCGGAGAGCGACAGAGAACUUGCUUGACGUACUGAAGAGAGUCAUCGGAGCACGACGCAGUACGAAAAGCUUUGUUUACCGUAAGAUACGGCCGACGAUGGCAUCAGAUAGGAACGACAUCAGGGAUCUAAGCGACGUUAUUCUGCAGGAUAAUUCGGAUACCGAAACGCACACACAGUACAAACGCAAAUUGAGUAAAAAGCCAAAGAGAAUACUGCAGUUUUCGGAUGGAGUAAUGGAGGAAUAUUCAUCAGAAGAUGAAGUUGACACACCAAAAAAUAAAAUUGUGUCGCAGAUAGAUACUAAAAAUAUGAAUUGGUUACCAUGGGCAUGGUACCAAACCACAUGGUUCAGUUCUAAAAUGUUGGACGGUUGUGAUUACGUUGGUGAAUGCUUGGCCAAUUUCUUUGGCAUAACAGCGCCCAAGUAUCAGUUCGAGAUCAAUGAGUUUUAUAGGCUACAAGCACUCGAAAAAGAAAUGUUCCACAAACAAGAUUUAGAAAUGGGCGGAUGGAACGAACAAAAUAGAAACAACCUUAUAAAUAGCGAUACUAAAUUGACAAAUGAAUGUAAGUAAUGACGUAAAGUGUAAAGAUUUAAUACUGAUAAAACAUGUUACAUAUAAGAAAUGCUCUAAUUUACAAUGCAUUUAAAAUAUUGUCUAUACAUAGUUUUAAUUG
Messenger RNA from Cyphomyrmex costatus, 1074 nucleotides. RefSeq names its product protein FAM177A1. The transcript has 5 exons. The record is from RefSeq and is a predicted model, not a curated record. The coding region runs from base 195 to 971 and encodes 258 amino acids. Lineage: Eukaryota; Metazoa; Arthropoda; Insecta; Hymenoptera; Formicidae.